GAGAAAUAACAUUAUGAUGUGACACCUAUUAUCUGAUUAAAUAAAUAGAAAAUGCUUUUUUAAAUGUUUUUUCUUUGUAAGCACCCGUAAAUUAUUUCUGUUAUGACAUUUGCCGCAGAAGAUAAACACGAAUUCGAAAAGGGCUCUGAUCUGGAAUCCGUUGAAUCAUAUUUUACACUAGAAGAUAAACCUGGAUCUAUUGGGACAUUUGAUUUCUAUGUUUGGUCAAUUAUACCUGUCAUUGGAAUUAUAUUUUGUUUUUUACAUACAGAACAAGAGCGUUUUUGGACUUGGACAGGGGAUACAGCAAAUGAGGCCCAGUCUUUUAAAUCAAAGAUCGUCGUCUCUCUUAUAUCUACGGUUAUUAGUGGGUGUGUCUUGGCAACACUUAUGAAAACAAUUUCCAGCAUUUCAUAUACCGUUAUCAGACAUCGAGGAGCCCAUUUUUCACAUCUUGUUACCGUGAUAGGUGGUCACUCUCCUGGGCAUCUUCCUAUGCUUAUUACUGGAAAGAAGUGGUCGAGUAUCCUUCUGAUUAUCUUGAUUUUAAUCAUCGGUUCGCUUAUCAAACAGCUUACUUUUAUGUCCAUGGGUAUGAGCUAUGUAUCAUCGGGAAAUGAAACUGCCUCUUUCUCCGUACGGAAUUAUUCAACAUGUAUAGCAACCAAUUCAAGCUCCAUGAUACAUGGAGUCUUUCCUACUCUAGCGAUGGAUACUUUUAAUAGCAUUAGAAAUCCAAAUAAUUCGUAUACAAAUGAAUACUAUGACCGAAGUAUACCUGCAGGUCUGAUCGGAGAAUCCAUAUUCCGACGUGAAUUGCCAUAUGCCAAUGUAUCCUGCAGAUUAAUAAAGUACAAGAAUAAUUAUAAACGCACAGGGCCAUUAAUCUUAGGAGUUCCAUCAUCUAUAUCUCCGCUAUACGAAUUAUCUUGGGCUGGAUCUAUGACCAUGCCAUAUCAAGAUAAUUACGGUGAAUCACUUCCGAAAAACUCUAUAGACUGUUCAAUCCAUCUGGGACAUGCGACUGCAUUGACAAAGUGUAAUGGGACAUUAUGCCAUACAAAACGGGUAUCAAAUAUCACCUCGUAUAGUAAAGAGGAUUAUAAUGGAGGCUUUGUUAGUUUGCUUUACAAAAUGUUUAAUAUCACGCAACCCGAGGGUUCUAUUUACCGAAAUUCAUUAAUGACUUGGAUAGCGGGAGGCGAGUGGACGGAAAUAUACUCGGUAGAAAAGCAUAUUCCUGGAGAAAACAAGCAAGUUAUUACGAGUAGACUGGAGAUCCUAGGAACAGUUGCUGCUAGAAUUCUAUGCGAUUACAAUAACAUGGACGCGGACGUCGGCGUGGUGCACCCAAUUUUUUAUACAACAUUUCAAACUUAUUUCCAGCCGUUUCAUUUCUAUACUUAUCGGAUAUUAUGGAGAUGGCCAUUUUGGAUGCUCGCUGGUUUUACCUUGGUUUUGUGGUUAGCAAGUAUGGUCUCUUUGAGGAUCGCGCCAGAGAGUAGAGUUAUAUCUGUGGAGUGGUUACUAAGCCAAUAUAUCAUGAAGGCGCGACUAAGCUAUGUGUCCGGCAGUCAAUUGGUAAAAGCACACAAGGAAUCUAUAUUCCAAGUCGUUGAUUCCAAGGAAAAAGAUGCUGAAAUAGGAAGUAUUGUUAUUUUAAAAAUCGAUCCCCAUGAUUGCAAAACACGUAUCAAUAUUCUUCAUGAAAAAAGUUACCUUUGA
Molecule: messenger RNA, 1725 nt
Organism: Mucor mucedo
Lineage: Eukaryota; Fungi; Mucoromycota; Mucoromycetes; Mucorales; Mucoraceae
Exons: 1
Coding region: 103-1725 (540 amino acids)
Source: RefSeq, a predicted model, not a curated record